AUGUUCAUCGACAUCCUCAGAGACGCCAGCGCCAACUUCGCUGCAUACUUCAAAGAAGUAAGAAGAUGCUUCCAGCGCAUAUACCGUCGUGCUUAUGGGCAAGAUGAAUCUUCGCAACAAGACGAAGAAAUCCAGCAGAGGGGUCGCGCCGCCAACUCACUCAUCAUUCUCAUUGUGGGAAUUUUCACGACCAACUUCUCGAUGUCUGGAUCCACGGUUGCUCAGCUCGUCUUUGGCAUCGUAUACGGCAUCGCAGUCAGUGCCCUUUACCUGCCGAUGAACCGUCGAACUCGCUUGAGAACGGGCCUCGCACUUGCGGGUGUCUUGCCUGGGGCAGUAUACAUCUUCUCUGAUGGCCUGACGCUUCAUAUUGUAUCCAUGAUCAUCAUCUCCGCUGCGGCGGGAAUUGAGACCCAACGCCAUUUUCGUAUUCGGAGUAACGGCGGGAUCGACGACUCGGUCCUGCGACCUCAGAGCUCGGUAGAAUCUCUCUUAGUGACUUGGCUGAUUGUCGUUUGUGGCAACGCCAAAGAAGUCAGCCACUUUAUCCAAGCUGGUGUGGUGCUUUGCUUGGACGUCCUCUCUUCGACCACCGCCACCCAGGUCUUGAUGAGAUUCUUCCUCCGAGUGAUCUUGGUGACGAUGGCUAUAGCCUGCUUGGUACAGCAAUUCCUGCCUUUGUCUAGAUCCAUGAUUCUGGAUCGCCGAAGUGAGGUCGCAGAUGUAUCUCAAAGACAGAACGUUUGGCCCCGGGCUGAAGUCCUGACGGUGGUUGGCUUCUUUGUGACGCCGGGUAUGGCUCUUUUGUACAAGGAAGUUCGGGAAGAGUUGUGCCCUAGACUGUACCGCUGGCUACUGGGUAGAGGUAGACCUCGUGAGAACGAGGAAAGGGUGUUUCCUGAGAAUGACGAUCUUCCAACAUGGAGUGAUCUUGAAGAAGCACGAGAGCUUCGAGCCGGGGUCGAGCAGUGGAUGAACUGA
Molecule: messenger RNA, 981 nt
Organism: Colletotrichum lupini
Lineage: Eukaryota; Fungi; Ascomycota; Sordariomycetes; Glomerellales; Glomerellaceae
Exons: 3
Coding region: 1-981 (326 amino acids)
Source: RefSeq, a predicted model, not a curated record